Papilio xuthus (Asian swallowtail) is the source of this 937-nucleotide messenger RNA. RefSeq lists its product as uncharacterized. Bases 16 to 600 code for a protein of 194 amino acids. NCBI's taxonomy places the organism in Eukaryota, Metazoa, Arthropoda, Insecta, Lepidoptera, Papilionidae. The transcript has 5 exons. The record is from RefSeq and is a predicted model, not a curated record.
UAGUAUUAAAAUAAAAUGGCAUUUAAGAAAAAAAAUGGACGAAAAUGUAGUGUGUUGUUAUUAUUAAUUUUUUUAUGGAUGACCGAGGCGAAGUUGUCACAAGAUAAUAAAACUCAUCUACCAGAAACGAAAAGUACACCAAAGUUAAGUGAUGGAGCCGCGCUGGUAUUUGCUGACGAGUUUAAAAUAACACUCGAGAGAUAUCUCUUCGGUAUAUGUCCACAGAGCUUUAAGUUUCGUUGGUCUCAGAUGGCCGUCACUGUGAAGGGAAAGAACACGACCACAGUAACCUGCGACCUGGACACAGAUCAACAGGAUCUGGCUGGAAGAUUAGCGACUUUAGCGCUUCGUGCGCACUCCGCCGUUCGUUCAGAUUGCUCGCGGUUUGGUGCCGCGCUCGCGAACACGCUCGGCGAACUUGCGCGCACAGCCGCCAACAGGCACGCCAUGUCAGCUGCAGCUGUAAAUGAGGCGAAUAAGAAAAGGAAACUAUCAAAGAGUCAAAAGGCAAAGAUCCAAGCCAAGCAGCGUACAGCACUCGCUGUCAAGAAGAAAGCUGCAGCAGCCGCCGCGGCCGCUGCCGCCAAGAUGGCGUCUUGAACUAAUGUCAAAUAAAACACGAAAUAUAAGCUUAAUAUUUUUAAAACACUGUUAGUUUGUUUUUCUCCAUUUAAUAUUACUUAUGUAUGUAUUAAUUACUAUGAUUUUGUAGAGAAAAAGCAUAAAACUAAGUCAAAACUACUUUAAGCGUAAAAUUAUCACUAAUUUAAUUACUAUUAUCGGAGUGAUAACUUCGACCACCAACCUAUACGAAGGACGAUCUUCUACUGUCUAAUUAACGAAUCAUAACUAGCGACCCGUUGUCAAUUGAGCUUCUUUACUAUUGAUGUUUUAGUCAAAUAUAUGUCCGUACUAUUGACAAGUUUGUAAAUUAACG